Molecule: messenger RNA, 738 nt
Organism: Prorocentrum cordatum
Lineage: Eukaryota; Dinophyceae; Prorocentrales; Prorocentraceae
Source: the annotation of a GenBank genome assembly
AUGGCACGCCCGGCAGGGCAGCCCGUCGCACGAGACCGGCCGUGCAGCGCGGGCGCGGCCGGUGCCCUCCACGAGGGCGAGACCUUCGACGCCUUGCGGCGGCCCUCCGGGCUGGCUGGGCACCACGGCGCACCCGCGGGGGCCCCCGCGGCGGCAACGCACCCGCGGGCCCAGCUGCCGUUGGCGCUGCUGGCGCCGCCGCCGGGCUUGGCACAGCCGCCGACGGCGGGCGCGAGCGGCUCUGUGGCCACGCCGGCCCCGAGCGACAGCGGCGGCGCCUGCGAGCGGUGCGGCCAGCAGGAGAUGCUGCACAGGUGCGGCCACUGGCGGUGCGUCACGCCGACGUGCAGGCCCGCGUGGUUCCAGGACAUGGAGGCCAAGAGCUGGCUCGUGCCGAGGUCACUGGAGCGCAUGCUCGACGCGCACCUCUUCGAGACCCUCGACCGCUGCGAGGACUGCCGGCCCGAGGGGCGGUGCCUGCGGGCCGACGCCGGCGCCCCCCGGUACUGCAACUUCGUGUUCAAGAGGGGCACCUGCAAGUUCGGCUCCAAGUGCCCCGACUGCCACCUGCACGGCCGCAGGGUGACCCACCAUGACUGCUCGGCAUACCCUCGCCCACAGGCGCAUUGCACCCGCGACCGCGCUCCUGACCCCGGGAGGGGUCCAGCACUCGUGGGCGGCGCCGUGGAGUGCGCACAGUUGCCGUGUACGCCCCCGCCAGAAGACCUCGAGGCCUAG